AAGGACCUCUUCUUCGACCACUAACCUCUGAUCAUACAGCCAUCAUGGGUCGUGGACCAAAGAAGCAUCAGAAGCGCCUUAGCGCGCCCUCGCACUGGCUCCUUGACAAGCUCUCUGGCGCCUAUGCUCCGAAGGCCUCUCCCGGUCCGCACAAGACCCGCGACUCGCUGCCCUUGGUCAUCUUCCUCCGAAACCGCCUAAAGUAUGCGCUCAACAACCGCGAGACCAGGGCCAUUCUCAUGCAGCGCCUCGUCAAGGUCGACGGCAAGGUCCGCACCGACCACACGUAUCCCGCCGGUCUCAUGGACGUCAUUUCUCUCGAGAAGACUGGCGAGAACUUCCGCUUGGUGUUUGACACCAAAGGCCGCUACACGGUACAUAGGAUAACUGGGGAGGAGGCACAAUACAAGCUGGGCAAGAUCAAGCGCGUUCAGCUCGGCCGGGGCGGAAUUCCCUACUGUGUUACGCAUGAUGCGCGAACGAUCCGCUACCCCGAUCCUGCCAUCAAGGUCAACGAUACGGUCAAGAUCGACCUCGCGACCGGCAAGAUCACCGACUUCAUCAAGUUCGACACUGGUGUCAUCGCUAUGGUCACUGGCGGUCGCAACAUGGGCCGUGUUGGUGUCAUCACUCACCGUGAGCGUCACGACGGAGGUUUCAACGUCGUCCAUGUCAAGGACGCUGUCGACAACGAAUUCUCCACCCGUGAGAGCAAUAUCUUCGUCAUUGGCCGUGAGAAGCCGUGGAUCAGCCUGCCGAAGGGCAAGGGUGUCAAGCUCACCAUUGCUGAGGAGCGUGACCGCCGCCGGGCACAUGCUCUUGCUGGUCACUAAGCGUGGAAGGAGGGCGGAUGAUAUAAGGUUCAUAUGGGCGAGUCAAGGUUGGCUGCCAAGCCUCUGAUUCCAAAACAGGCGUUAGUCUUGCGUGGGGAGGCUUAGGGGUCUAGGUCACUCUGCAUAUCAAUGAACAUCGAAAAGAG
Messenger RNA from Trematosphaeria pertusa, 979 nucleotides. Its product is annotated as ribosomal protein S4e. The record is from RefSeq and is a predicted model, not a curated record. Gene Ontology annotation, cellular component: ribosome; cytosolic small ribosomal subunit. Gene Ontology annotation, biological process: translation. Gene Ontology annotation, molecular function: RNA binding; structural constituent of ribosome. The transcript has 6 exons. The coding region runs from base 45 to 833 and encodes 262 amino acids. Lineage: Eukaryota; Fungi; Ascomycota; Dothideomycetes; Pleosporales; Trematosphaeriaceae.